This is a messenger RNA of Ailuropoda melanoleuca (giant panda), 1108 nucleotides long. Its product is annotated as olfactory receptor 2B6-like. The record is from RefSeq and is a predicted model, not a curated record. Lineage: Eukaryota; Metazoa; Chordata; Mammalia; Carnivora; Ursidae. Gene Ontology annotation, cellular component: membrane. Gene Ontology annotation, molecular function: olfactory receptor activity; G protein-coupled receptor activity. Gene Ontology annotation, biological process: G protein-coupled receptor signaling pathway.
AUGGACACAGCCCCAGCCGGUGGCCAGAGCGAGCUGCGGGCUCUCAGCCGGCUGCCCACCGAACACCAGAGCUCCCGCCUCCCUGCGGUACCCGGUUCCCGCCGCCGUGCGCCCCGCGCCGGCACCUGCCGUGGCCAUCACAGGGUGAACAAGAGCGUCCCACGGGAGCCCAUCCUCCUCGGUUUCUCGGAUCGACCAUGGCUGGAGCCCCCACUCUUUGCGGUCUUCCUGGUUUCCUACAUCGUGACUAUCUUUGGCAAUCUGGCAAUAAUUCUUGUGUCUCAGCUGGACCCCAAACUCCACCCCCCCACGUACUUCUUUCUUCCCAAUCUGUCCCUGCGGGACCUUUGCUACACCACAGGCACGGUCCCGCAGAUGCUGGUAAACACCUGCAGCGGCAGGAAGGCGAUCAGUUACGGCGGCUGUGUGGCCCAGCUCUUCAUGUUCCUGGCCUUGGGCUCCACCGAAUGUCUUCUCUUGGCCGUCAUGUCCUUUCAUAGGUUCGUAGCUAUCUGCCCACCUCUCCGCUACUCAGUUAUCAUGCACCGAAGGCUGUGCCUCCAGCUGGCAGCCGCGUCCUGGCUUAGUGGCUUCGGCAACUCCGGGCUACAGUCCACCUGGACCCUCCAGCUGCCGCUGUGUGGCCGCCGGGAAGUAGAUCGCUUCUUCUGCGAAGUCCCUGCUCUGCCCAAGUUGUCCUGCGUAGACACGACAGCAAACGAGGCUGAACUGUUCUUUAUCAGUGUGCUAGUUCUCUUACUACCCGUGACGCUCAUCCUUAUCUCGUGUGCUCUCAUUGCCCAAGCAGUGUUGAGAAUCCGGUCAGCCGAGGGCCGGCGAAAGGCGUUUGGCACCUGUGGCUCCCAUCUGAUCGUGGUGUCGCUGUUCUACGGCACUGCUAUCUCCAUGUACCUGCAGCCACCAUCCCCUGCCUCCAAGGACGGGGGAAAGAUGGUGUCCCUCUUCUAUGGGGUCAUUACACCCAUGCUGAACCCCCUGAUAUACACACUUAGGAAUAAAGAGGUAAAGGACGCCUUUAAAAGAUUAGUUGCAAGAGUCUUCUUAGCCAAGAAAUAAGGGAUAUGCAAAUGGUCGGCUUUGUAAGCAC